Molecule: messenger RNA, 2861 nt
Organism: Closterium sp. NIES-67
Lineage: Eukaryota; Viridiplantae; Streptophyta; Zygnematophyceae; Desmidiales; Closteriaceae
Source: the annotation of a GenBank genome assembly
GGCCAACGUUAGUGCGACUUUUGAGUCAACGCAGAAGUCUACCUAUUCUUGGCUUUAUGUACCUUUCGGCGUCCGUGUGUUUGACGGCUAACCGCUUUCAGAAGGAUUCUGUCAAGUAACAUAGCCAACAGGCAUUGCGCGGCGAUCUUUUUCUUUCAUGAACCUAUCGGCGUCCGUGUGCUCCGCGGCUAAGCGUAUCCAGAAGGAGCUCGCGGACAUCAGCGCGGAGCCUGAUUGCUUCUUCUAGCGACCAGGGACACACGGCGAAAAUCGUCAUUUCAUGAGCCUAUCGGCGUCCGUGUGCUCGGCGGCUAAGCGCAUCCAGAAGGAGCUCGCGGACAUCAGCGCGGAGCCCGCGCCGGACUGCUGGGCGGGGCCCAAAGGCGACAACCUCUUCCAGUGGGUCGCUACAGUGUUCGGCCCGAAAGACUCACCUUAUCGUGGGGGAGUGUUCUUCCUCGAUAUCGCCUUCCCCCAGGACUACCCCUUCAGGCCGCCACAGGUGUGCUUCCGCACGCGCGUGUACCACUGCAACGUGUGCAGCGCCAGUGGGCGCAUUCGGCUGCAUCUGCUGGAGGAUGGGUGGAGCCCUGCCAUGACCGUGGGCCGCGUGCUGCAAGCCGUCAUCCACCUGCUCCGCUUCCCCGUGCCAGAGGAAGCGCUGGUGGGGUGCAUAGCGCAUCGCUUUGUUUUUGACCGCCCCUCACACGACCGCAUAGCUGCUGAUUGGACGAGGCGGUUCGCCACCUGAUGCUUCCGCCGCGCGUAGCAAAGCUCGAAAAUCAGCAGCGUGCCAAGGAAGGAGAACUCUGUUUGGGAGAACUCUGUUUGGGAGAACUCUGUUUGGGAGAACUCUGUUUGGGAGAACUCUGUUUGGGAGAACUCUGUUUGGGAGAACUCUGUUUGGGAGAACUCUGUUUGGGAGAACUCUGUUUGGGAGAACUCUGUUUGGGAGAACUCUGUUUGGGAGAACUCUGUUUGGGAGAACUCUGUUUGGGAGAACUCUGUUUGGGAGAACUCUGUUUGGGUGUUACCGCUGCUGUAGAGCUGUGCCUGAAGUGAUCACUGUGGUGUCGAGAGGGUGGUGGUACAACACAGCCGCAGCUGCAGCACACUCAUACUGCCUCAGCCAUGCUCCCCAUACUCGCACAUCCUCCAGUCUGGCCUCAACCCAUUCCUGCCCCGUCUUCUCCAUGCCACCUUGCAAAGAGGAGCCGCACGGCCCGCACCCAUAGGGCACGCGCAGGAGCAGGUGAUUCUGGCAAAUGCCAGGGGAAGCCUCACCAGUCGGCUGUGUCCACGGAAGCAUCCCCACCGUCAGCAGCAGCAGCAUCAACGGCUAUCAAGCCCCCUCAAGAACCAUCACCGGAGGGGCUGGCGGUUGGGAGGAGGGGGAUGGUUCUGGGCGCAUCCCUUGCUGCGUCCGGGCUGGUUGGAGGGUCGCUGGUGGGGGUGGAAGGGGGUGCAGAGUGGUGGAGAGCGGUGGGAGUGGGCGCUGCCUGGGGUGUGGAGGCUCGGCAGUUUGGCGAUGCCAAGAGCGUGGAGAUUCGACAAAUGAAGGAGAACUUCGGGGUGCUUCUAAUGAAUACAGCAGAGGAGGUGAUCAACGAGCUGGGGAUGAAGACCGGUGCUGACUACAAGAAAGAGUUCUUUCGGCUGCGGCAGCAGGAGUUCCAGCCGCUCAAGAAGGCCAACUUCGGAGGGCUGGCGUCGCUAGGGCAAAGCUUCACAGUGAACGAUGUGCCCUACUUCAACUUCCAGUCGUACAUCCAGUGGAAGCUCAUUGCACGCCUGUUCCCCACUCCAAGAGUUAGGGAGGAGAUCAGCCUGCGCCUGGGAAGAAAGCUGCUGGACCGAGUGGCACCAGAAGCAGUCACCCUCGCUCUUGCACUUCCUCCCCCCUCCUCCCUCCCCGCCUCCCCCUCUCCCUCCAUAUCCCCCUCUUCCACCUCCUCUCUCCCCUCCUCCUCCUCCACCUUCUCCCCACUCUCCCCCUCCUCCUCCCUACCUUUCGGCCGCAUCGCCAUGUCAGCACCGCCACCAUCAGCAGGACAGGUGGACGAUCAGGAUUGGCUGGAUCCCCCUUCGUUGCUGUCGAAGCAGUCUCUCCCGCCACCACUAGGAGCAACAGCACCAGCAGAAGGGGCAGCAGGAGGAGCGGGUGAGGUGCAGCCGGCAGGGAUGGUGGCCGGGGUGGAAGAGAUUCUGCAGCGCCUGCUGGAUGUGGGAUUCUUGCAGGCGUAUUCAGUGGAGUGGUUGCCUGCAAGCGACGCGGGAUGGGAUGUGACCCACCGUGGCAGAAUGCAAGUGAAGGUGCAGGGUCCUGCGAAUCUGGAUGGUGCGGUGCUGCUGAGAGCUGAGAGCAACUAUGGCCAGCGCUAUUCGUCCUCUAUCAUCCGAGCCUUCUUUGAGCGAAUGGGGGUUCAGGCUGACGUGGAUGAAUACUUCUACAGGGAAAAGCUUAAUUACAAGCCCAAGUCCCUUCUCGAGCAAGCAGUGCUUUCUCUUGGCGACCCACUUGUCCCUGUGGUGAAUCAGUUCGAUGUGGAUGAAAUUGUCGAGACGUGGGAUCUCCGUUUGCCAGCUCAGCAGCAGUGACUCGACGAAUGUCUUGUUACCUGCACCCCUGAGGAUUCCUUGCGACGUCAGCUCAGCAAGUACUCAAAGUUCAGGCAGCUGCCGACCAUUGCAGCUGGUCUGGUCUGGUGGUCGCAGCUUGGAAAGGAAAUUGUCAUAUGGAAACCAAUUUGGUAACUUUGCUAGCUAAGCUGUCUCCAGUACCAAUUAUGGUUGGAUCUUGCAACAACAUAAUUCGGCACUUCUAUUACUAAAACAAAUGUAAUAAAUGUGUUUGCAUGUCA